Messenger RNA from Armigeres subalbatus, 942 nucleotides. RefSeq lists its product as uncharacterized. The record is from RefSeq and is a predicted model, not a curated record. The coding region runs from base 1 to 942 and encodes 313 amino acids. NCBI's taxonomy places the organism in Eukaryota, Metazoa, Arthropoda, Insecta, Diptera, Culicidae. The transcript has a single exon. Gene Ontology annotation, molecular function: nucleic acid binding. Gene Ontology annotation, biological process: DNA integration.
AUGGCGCUACGCAAUUUUAUUGUGCGCCGAGGAGCACCAGCAGUAUUCUACAGCGACAGAGGAACCAACUUUGUUGGUGCAGAACGAGAAUUGAAGCAGGCGCUGGCAACAAUUGACCACGACAAACUAGUGCAAGAGUUUGUGAACUCUAAUACGUCCUGGCACUUCAAUCCACCGGCUGCUCCACAUAUGGGAGGUAGUUGGGAGCGGCUCGUUCGGUCCGUGAAACGGACGCUUUCGGAACUCAAACCAUCGCCGCGCCCAACUGAUGAAGAGUUGAGAAACGCACUGAUUGAGGUUGAGGGGAUUCUCAAUGCACGCCCGCUCACGCAUGUCCCUAUCGACGACACAGAUGCUCCGGCUCUCACCCCGAACCACUGGCUGUUAGGAAGCUCCGAUGGGUUCAAGCCAUGGUCUCUACUGGACGGUAAUUCCAUCGCUCUACGACGUGGUUGGCAUCAAUCGCAAGCAUUCGCCAACCACUUCUGGCAGAGAUGGCUCCGGGAAUACCUUCCGGAGAUAACUAGGCGCAGCAAGUGGCACGAAAAAACCCGGCCAAUCCAAGAAGGCGACAUCGUACUCAUCGCAGAUCCGGCACUACCACGAAAUUGCUGGCCGAAAGGGCGUGUCAUCGGCACCGUGAAUCGAGAUGGCCAGGUGCGCAGAGUAACCAUCCAGACCGCCAGGGGUGUGUAUGAAAGGGCAGCUGUACACGUGGCGGUACUCAAUGUCGGCCAUAAGAAGGAGUUGGCUGUCUCAGAGGCGGAGUCAGCAAACUGGGGGGGAGUGUCACCGAAUCCCCUCGGUGUCAGCGAAGCAACGCGUCAGAAGGGCAUUGACGCGCCGACGCGUACGCGAGAUGACAGCGAACGUCCGAAAGGAGGGAAUGGCAAAUUCGUCAGUCAUGGUGACGAGACAGAUAUUAAUGAAAACGAAGACUAA